Molecule: messenger RNA, 1136 nt
Organism: Nicrophorus vespilloides
Lineage: Eukaryota; Metazoa; Arthropoda; Insecta; Coleoptera; Silphidae
Exons: 1
Coding region: 393-1091 (232 amino acids)
Source: RefSeq, a predicted model, not a curated record
UAUUUCUGAAAUAAAUACGAUCGUGAAUGUGAGUAUUCGAAUCGUGUUUUCAGUUUUUAUUUUGAAGUUGUAGUUGUUGAACUCGAAUUGAAAAAGUGAAUAAUUAUUUAGCGCGUAAAUGUUUUCAAACACGUCCGCACGUGCCAAUCACAGCGAGAGAAUUAAGUAAAUACCAGUCAACAAUUAUUACAACAUGUUAUUCUUGUCGUUGCUUUUGGUCAAGGAUCAAGGUGCGCUGUGCGUUUUACGCAAUACCGCCAACUUGCGACAGUUUGGCGUUCUGUCAACGGUUGACACUUGCAUAGUAGUUAUUAUGUUCUUUAUUCAUCGGUAAUUUUUGUAUAUGUAAAUGUUUUAUUUUGAAUUCGCAAAACGAUUGUAAGAAUCGGUGAAUGGAAACGACACCCCAAAUCGAAGCGGACAGACGUCUGCUGAAAUUCAAGACAUACGAGGAGUACCUCGAUUCAUUGGUGAAUAAAAGCGACGUGUGCUAUCUGCAGAGCGUUUCGGCUUCGAGGACUAUUGCUGAAUUGGGUUAUAGAAGCACCGGAGAGACGUUGAGUAGGGAUCAAUUCCAGACUAGAUUGGCAGCUGUUAUAAGUUACCUUUUUCCAACGUUCAAACCGUACGAGUUGGCCAGCGAGAGGAUGCCGGCGAAGGAUCCUCUGCAGAAGGAACUUGCACUUAGGGAACGUGUCAAUAGGCUCGGUAUCAUCUCCACGAUAAUUUUCUUGAGAAACUUUACAAGAGGCGGGUUCGAGGUGUCCGGAUAUAUUGACUAUGGGGAUCGGCUGCAGAACGAGGAUUGGAAACCGUUUUUCAGGGGGAAAAAGAAACUUUGGCCGCGUUCUUCGGAUUUGGGAUAUUACCAUUGGAGGUUAGGUAAAAGCAUAUCAAACGAAUCGUUCAAUUAUAAGGUGAUGGUCGACAUGCAGAAAGGUUUGAUAUUUCAAAACAGAUUCGAUAGGAAAAUCAUUUACGUUGAUCCGAACUUGUUAAGUCCUGGAAGCAAUACUACGAGAACACGAAUAGAGAGUUCAACUUACGAACACAUCGUCCUAUAUGAUCACGUCGUUAUCCAGCGUAUAUAGAAAAUUACGUUUUCUUUUAUUAUCUUUCAUUCGCUGACGAUGUCA